This is a messenger RNA of Betta splendens (Siamese fighting fish), 3030 nucleotides long. RefSeq names its product CD44 molecule (Indian blood group) b (gene cd44b). Gene Ontology annotation, molecular function: hyaluronic acid binding; cytokine receptor activity. Gene Ontology annotation, biological process: cell adhesion; inflammatory response; positive regulation of ERK1 and ERK2 cascade. Bases 288 to 1436 code for a protein of 382 amino acids. Gene Ontology annotation, cellular component: basolateral plasma membrane; plasma membrane; macrophage migration inhibitory factor receptor complex. The record is from RefSeq and is a predicted model, not a curated record. Lineage: Eukaryota; Metazoa; Chordata; Actinopteri; Anabantiformes; Osphronemidae. The transcript has 8 exons.
GUGGGAGCGGCUGAAGGGUGUGUGCGCUGGCGUGAAGCACUCUUCCCCUCCUGCGAGUGCGCGCGCUCACUCGCUCGCUCGCUCGCUCGCUCGCCGCUGUGUCUCCCCGGGCAGGCGAGGAAAAGCAAGAGGAAAAAGUUCCAGGCAAAGUCACAGUCGACCGCUCGCUUCUACCGCCGCACGCGCACGCACGCACGCACGCACGCACGCACGCACACACCGGAGCCGCCACUCGUGGCAGAGCGACGCCAGGGACGCUGCCGCACACCUUCGCUCCAGACGCCCAGAUGUGCCGCCCGUGGAUGCUCCUCCUGGGGGUCACCUUUGGAUUACUGGCCUCCUCCGCCUCGCAGCCGCUCAAAGUGAAUUCCCGCAGCUGCAGUUAUGCCGGGGUCUUUCUGGUCGAGGGGGAGACGCGGCACAGCCUCAACUUCGAGAAGGCCAAGCAGCUGUGUGAGCAGCUAAACAGCACCAUGGCAAGUCCAGAGAAAGUUGAGGAGGCCUUUAACCAUAGCAUGGAGACCUGCAGGAACGGCUGGAUCAGCAAUAUGAGCUAUGCCAUCCUCAGACACAAACCCCAUCAAAACUGUGCCCAGAACAUGACUGGGUUUUUAACUUAUCUGCCACCAAACCUUAAGAAUCAAUAUGAUGCAUACUGCUAUGAUAAAAAUGCUGGUCCAGGGGAGGACUGUUCCAAGGCAUUCAACCUAGAAUUACAGGGAGCAGCAGCUCAAGGUCAGACCACUACAACAGAACAGCCUGGCGGUGGUUUGGGCACAGACUCCACGUUAGACGCUCAUCAGAACACGACAGACACCCAUCUCCUAGCCGUUCCCACCAAUGCCAGUUCAGUGGACACAGAGGAGCCCACCGCAGGCCUAGCAGAGGAGGACACCACCGUAGGAGAGUCCACGACCCGCGAAGUCUACACACUCAGCCCCGAUGCUGGUUCUGGGAUGCAGACGGAGGACAAAUCCCCUGACGAAGAGCAGCCCAAAGUACCAGCCACCAGUGACACCAAGCAGCAGCCUGACACAAGUGAGGCUUCUGGAGGAAGUGUCUCAACGCAGUCUCCACAUGAACGCAAAGGCAAGGGACUGAUUGUCGGCACUGAGCAGGAGAAAGAAAACAACGAAUCCUCAACAAAUUGGGUGGUGAUACUUCUAACGAUACUAGCGGUCGCUUGCAUUAUCCUCGUAUGUGCAUUAGUCGUCAAAAGGAAAAGCUUGUUCGGCAAACGGCAGACGCUGAUGAUCACCUCCAAGGAGAGCGGCGAAGGCAACGGCGCGGCGGCGGCGUCCAGCUCGCACGCCCAGGAGAGGGAGCAGGAGAUGGUGACCCUCAUGAACAAGGAGAAGAUCCAGGAGAACGGCAACACGGAGGAGUUCACCGUCAUCACGCUGGGGGAGUCGCCGGACAAGGAGCAGCAGGCGUGAGGGAGGAGAGGCGGAGGGGGGGGGGGGUGAAUAGGCAGGAGAGUGGGGGGUGUUUCCUCUCAGUGGGACUGGGUGGAGACAUACUGUAUGCACAAUGCUGCAUGUGUGUGUGUGUGUGUGUGUGUGUGUGUGUGUGUACUUUGUCUCAGUGAGGUUGUCUGUAUGAUGCUAGCGGGGUGGGGGGGGGGGUGGAUGGUGUGAGCGUACUGGUUAAAUAUUGUUCUCUUUUUAUAAUAAUUGGGCAAUCACAACCUACAGGUCCCUUUCCGCCUACAAUAAGUUAUAACUCAUUGAUGAGAACAAUCACGAGCUCUUUUGUUCUGGAUGUUGCAGACAAAAAAAAAAAGGAAAGAUACUGAAAGAAGCAACAACACAACUUGGUGUUUUCCGUGUAUUAUAUGUUUGCUUUUGUAACCUGGUGUAUAUUUCGGACGUCGCCCGGGGACCAGACGCUGGUUUACCCAUUUUCAGUAAAACGGGGGAUGUCACUACUUUACCGUAAUUUAUGCAGCUUUGAUUCCCUUUUUCUUGGCCUCUGUAUAUAAAGUCUUCAUUUUUGGAAAUGCCUUAGCAAUAGCUGCCAUGCUUUGUUUUCGUUAGUCGGUAGCAACGAGGGUUUGAACCCUUUAAGAUCAUGGAAUGUGUCAUUUUUAAGAGCUAUUUGAAUAGAAGCAGUACCUUUGAGGUAAGCUGUUGUGUGUGAAUCAACCUGAUGUACAGCAUCUAAAAUGGCAUCACAUGCACCACUGAAGCCUCUUAUACCAGAGCGAGUUAGGAAUGUGAUGGAGCAAAGCUUUGUCUGUUAUUAUCUUGAGGAUAAACAGAAGAACAUUCAUGCACAAAAGAAUUGGAUUGUAUUUAUAGCAGAUUUUUUUUGGGGGGGGGGGUUGUUAGCUUUAGCUGUUGGACUAAAUCCUUAAUAUGCUAAUCGGGGCCCAUGUGCUGUAAACACAUAGCAAUGUGAACUAGUGGUCUGUGUCAUGAGUGGAACUCGCCCAGGCCUUCAGUGAACCAGUCACUCUGUGCAUUCAAACGUGUAAAAUGCUGCAGUUUUUCUACUUCUUCUAUCGAGUGUCAUGCGUCGUGCGUCGUGUCAUAUCCACACUCUUCACACCGUCUCUAGUGGCGACAGCUAAUUUUCAUUGAUUUUCCAGUUUAAAGCAGAAUUAUAUUUAACGACUGCGAACGAACCUUUCCUUGUUUUUGACUUGUUCCAGGAGCCGUAGCAGAUAUACAGUAGUCGCGUAGGCAGGUUUUAUGACGAUUUAACAAAAGAUGUCGCUGAAAAAAGUCUUUGUAAAGUCUUGGAGAAAAUAAAUGUGUACAGAAAGAGAAACGUGUAGGAUGUGGUGAUUGCUGCGCACGAGGGGAGAUGAGCUGGAUGCCGGCGGAGGAAGUGGGGUUACCAUGGCGCUGGGGCCGUGAUGCAGGAGCAUGUUACCGUCGGAAACAAAGGCUGAUCUGCCACCCUUGUGUGUGUAUUAUACACUCAGCCAGGACUCAGCCUAUUCAUCUGGUUUAUACUUUGCUGUAUUUACUGCAGAGCAACAGUUUCACAAUCGUUUGAAUUAAAAAUACUUUCAUUUAAAUAAGA